Messenger RNA from Biomphalaria glabrata, 2446 nucleotides. Its product is annotated as enkurin-like. The coding region runs from base 89 to 856 and encodes 255 amino acids. Gene Ontology annotation, cellular component: acrosomal vesicle. The record is from RefSeq and is a predicted model, not a curated record. Lineage: Eukaryota; Metazoa; Mollusca; Gastropoda; Planorbidae. Gene Ontology annotation, molecular function: calmodulin binding. The transcript has 4 exons.
GAUGUCACUUGGAUACUGUACAGUUGCUACACAGAGGCCAUUUUAAAGAAUAAACAAAGCUGGUUCAAAGUGCUCAUCAGGAAGCAAAAUGACUACAUAUGAUGAACCUUCGAUUUACAACCUUCUUACUGUUGAAGAAGUAAAAGAAAAGAAGCCAAAAAAGCACACUUCAAAAUUUAGAGAAACAGUGAAAGAAGAAUAUGUUGCUGGGAGAGACACUUACAAAACUAUGGGGCCAGCAAAAGUGCCACCUCCUCAGCCUACAGAGUAUUUGAAAAAACAUGAGAAAGAACCUCAGUUACCCAAAAAGGAAGAAUUUCAUUAUGCUUGUGAGGAUCGCAAAAAGCCAGCAGUCCCUAAAAAAGAUGAAACUCCUCUGAUGGGCCUUAAAACAACCAAGAAUUUUAUUAACACAAAUGCUGUAGAGAACAUAACAUCAGUUCCUAAAGUCCCUGUGAAAAAGUUUGUAGACACAAGACACGGAGACACACAUGAGCUAAUACCAUCUGGUUUUGAGCCUAUUUUUGUCCACAAGAAAGAUUUUGGAGAAGUACCAACAUAUUUGGUGAAGAGAAAGGAGGAAAUCAAACGUGCACAAGAAGAAUAUGAUCAAUAUAUUGCAGAAAAUUUUAAACGUGGUGCUUUGCGACAAUUAUCUGAAGAUGAGCGUCAAGCAAUUUUAGAUGGUUUGAAGGCCAACUGGGAAGAUAUUCAAGAUCAGUACCAGAGCUUGUCUGUUGUUACUGAUACUUAUCCUAAAAAACAAAAGAAAGAGAGACUAGAGGCUCAAAUGAAACAGCUAGAAAGAGAUAUUGAAUUAUUUGAAAAACACAAACUGAUUUAUAUAGGUAAUUAAGUGUAUUCUAUUCAUUGGUAAGUUUAUACAUUGAAAUUCAUCAGGCUUUGAGAUAGAAUUUGUUUCAUAACAUUCAUUUAGGAUUUGGCAAAAAAAACAAACUGUUCAGACUUUUUUUUGCUUCAUUUAAUCAUUUGGCUGACAUUGUCUAGAUGUCAUCUUUUUCAAGAACAGUAAUUAACCUUUCAAGAAAAGUGUACAAAACAAGACCAUACAUUUUUGAUACAACAGAUUUAUGAAAUUGUUAUAAAUAUUUAGCCCUGGUGAUUUAUAUUUAAAAAAUUCAUGUGAAUGAAACUUUAACUAUAAGAAAUAACUUUUUUUUUUUUUAAAUUCAGAACAAAUGAGGAUCAUAUGCUGUUUUUUCAUUUGUUUACUAAGUUUAAAUGAAAAACAUUGCAUUGCUAUGUAUAUAUCUAUAUAUAAUUUUCUCACCAAAUGCUAUUUUUUUAAAUAGCCAGAGCAGAUAAAAAUAUUUAAAAUAGUUUUGGCACUUGAAAACUAUAACUAUCUGGUUAUGUAGGUAUAGUGUAAGACUCAAAAGACAGCUGAAUAACAUACCAAACCAUUUGUCACAAAAAAAAUAGAUGUAUAUUUACGAUAAGGACUUAAUGUAUUAAAUAGAAAGGUUUUCUACUAACUUUAUAUUUUUAUUUAAUUCCAAAAAUGCUUGACCAAUCCAUUGUCAAUUUUUUUAAAUAAGUUUUUUUAUACUAAAAGAAUAAAGUGGGUUAUAAGCAUGAGACAUACUUUGUAUGAUUAUGUAUAUAAAUUUUACUUUUUAAAAAUAAAUUAAAAAAAAAUGUUGUUGUUUUUUGUUUAAAUUGGCUAAGUCAGGUAUUUAAUAACUCAUAUGUAAUGUGAUACUAGUAAAGCAGUAGGAAUAUAUUAAGUUUAUCUAUAACUUAACAUGAUUGUGUCUUGGGAUGUCCCAAAUUUGAUGUCAUUUUAGACACUGGCUAAGGCAAAUAAUAUCCUUUUUUAAAAAUGUAAAGAGGAUCCAGUUUGUUACUUUUUAAAAUCAAUUGAUGUUGAUGGGACACAUGGUAGAGAACAUGGGUAUUCUUAAGACACUGAAGAAGGUUAAGGGGUAAAGUAUUGGAUAAUCAAUUAACAUAAAUUAUUCAGUACUAGUAGUCUGUCUUGCAUUUACACAAAGUAGCCUUGCAGAGUCUUCAGUCUUACAGGCCAGGGUUAUAUUGGAUGUUGAUUUUCUCAUAAUUUAAUUUACACAAAUUCUUGCUUAAUAAAAACCUCUUAGAGAUGAUGUCAAGUAAAAUACAAGUUUUUAUAUUUAUUUCACAAAUAACAUGACAAAACCCCCCCCAGUAAAACAUGUUUUAUCAAAACUACUUUUUUUUUAAUGAUGUCUUUUCUAAAGCUGUGCUUGAAAUAUUUUUCUGAUUUUUAAUUUAAAGUUUGUUAUUAUAGAGUUUUAAAUACUGUAAGUUCGGAUCCAUUUAUAAUAUUCAAGUUUAUACAAUAUUAGAUUCCAAAUUUUCAAAAUUAAAUUAUCUUACUUCCAUGGGACAUAUAACUACCAUUCUUAAAUUCUGUUCAUAUAAAUUAAUAAUAAAAUAUAGAAAAAUG